Aspergillus melleus is the source of this 3240-nucleotide messenger RNA. RefSeq lists its product as uncharacterized. The transcript is spliced from 4 exons. Bases 1 to 3240 code for a protein of 1079 amino acids. NCBI's taxonomy places the organism in Eukaryota, Fungi, Ascomycota, Eurotiomycetes, Eurotiales, Aspergillaceae. The record is from RefSeq and is a predicted model, not a curated record.
AUGGCUGCUACAACCUCCGACUACUCGCCACCGUGCUUGCCUGACAGUAUCCAAGAGCGCGCACGAUCCGACCCGGGGAGAAUAUGGGCAAUUUGUCCUAUGCAAGAUGACCACCAGGCCGGUAUCGCUGCCGACCAACCCCAGCCGAUCUAUCGGAAAGUGACUUAUGGAGAGUUUUCAAGUGCGAUCGACUCCGUGGCUCGGAUUCUGACAAAGUCGUUGGGAAAGGAGUCUUGCUUUGAUACAUUAGCGUAUCUUGGUCCGACCGAUCUACGAUACUCCAUAGUUGUUGUUGCGGCUAUCAAGGCAGGUUACAAGAUCUUUUUACCGUCGCCACGGAAUAGCACUGCUGGAUUCCAGUCGCUCCUGACUGAGCUCAAAUGUAGAGUUCUUGUGACCACGGAUCCCGAGCCUCCAUGUGUGCUUGACGCUGUUAAAGGCCACGUGAUGAUCAAGCUGACUCUACCAAGCCUUGAGGACUUACUGAAAAAGAACUACGCCGAAGAAGAAAGCUUUGAGUCCUCCAUCAGCUACAACCUGGAUGAUCCAAUAUUUGUUCUGCAUACUUCUGGGUCCACCGGCUUCCCCAAACCCAUCGUCUAUACGCAUGAAUUUGUCCGCCGGUUGGUUCUGGCAGCAUCUCUCGGAACGGAAAGAAGCGACCAAAAGAAUGACCCGGGCCAUCUCUACCACGCUGGGAGCUUUUAUUGUAUGCUGCCUCCCUUUCACGCUGCCGGGCUCACAUUCACCCUGUUACUCCCAGCUUAUUUUGGCUGUGUUCCAACCUAUCCCUUGCCAGGGAACCCCCCUACAAUUACCAGUCUUCAAAAUGUGAUUCGCAGUGUCAAUCUAGACUGGGCGCUUUUGCCGCCCAGCAUCGUUACGGGAUUGGCCCAACAGGAUAAGGUGCUCAAGGAAGUUGCCAUGCAACUGGAUCACGUCAUGUAUAUUGGUGGUAGCAUACCACAGUGGGCGGGAAACGUGGUCUCUGGGCAAACUCGAUUAUACCAGCUGCUAGGCUCAAGCGAGUGUGGUCUGUUUCCUUUGGUUCUGCAGUCAGGACCGGGCAGUCUGGAGGACUGGAACAACCUCCAAGUUCACCCGUCGUUUGGGGCUGAAUUCCAGCAUCGCUUCGGAAACACGUUUGAAUUGACCAUCGUCAAGCAACAAAACUUAGAUCAUUAUCAGCCGGUAUUUUCCCUGUUUCCGACUUCACAGAGGUAUCAUACCCGUGACCUAUUUGAAGCACACCCAUCGAAACCGGAGCUAUGGGUCUAUUAUGGCCAUGAGGAUGACAUCAUUGUGUUCCUGAAUGGCGAAAAGACAAACCCAGUCUCGUUUGAGCAGCAUGUUUGCUCUCAUCCGCAAGUUCGCUCCGCAUUGGUGGCUGGAUAUCAAAUGAAGGAGGCAAUUCUCCUUAUUGAGCUGGAGGAGAGAGACGCCCCUGCAUUGCAAGACAGAACCGAUUUUGUGAACCACUUGUGGCCGACCAUUAGAGAGGCUAACAGGCUCUGCCCAGCACAUGCGAAGAUCGUGAAGGAUCGAAUCAUUUUCACCGACGCGUCCAAACCUUUUGUCCGUACUGAUAAAGGAACGGUACAAAGGACGGCGACCUGGGAGUUAUUCACAGCGGAGAUGGAUUCGCUGAACCAGCCUGCAAGCCCACCGAUGCAGGUGUCAGAUACCGCGAGUAUAAAAGAUAAUAUUCGUGAGAGAGUGAAAAGUAUUAUGAACAUAGACACUUUACUGGAUGACGCGGACUUUUUUGCAUGCGGGAUGGAUUCUCAGCAAGUUUUGCAGCUGACACGCAAGCUUCAGGCUAUCCCCGAGCUAUCCGACCUGCAAGUUGUCGACAUAUAUUCAUGUCCCUCCAUAUCACGUAUCGCGGCGCUUGUUCCCAAAAGUCAUGGUGGGAUGGGUGGCAAACAGGAUGAUACAGGCGAUAUCUCGGACACGGGCCGUCUCGAGCAGAUCCAACACUACCUGGACUGUUACGAAACAGAGGUGGAUCGGAUAGCUUUGCUGCCCACGCCUUGCCAUGCUAUACCCUGCGAGGGGCCACCUCCCGGGGCAGUUGUUGCCCUGACAGGAUCAACGGGGUCUAUUGGUGCUCAACUGCUACACCUCUUGCUAUGUGAUCCAUCCGUCUCGCAUGUCUACUGCCUCAAUCGCCAUCCUGAUUCUGAGGUCGUCCAGAAGUCUCGCAACAAGGAGCGGGGCUUACCCAGUACUUUCGAGGCCUCAAAAGUGACAUUUUUGCACGCAGACCUCUCCCAGCAUCAGCUAGGCCUCAGUGACGUGGUAUAUAACACGUUGCGUGCCAGCGUUACCCUCCUCAUUCACAAUGCUUGGCCGGUAAACUUCAACCAGCCCCUCAAGUCUUUUCAGCCAAGUUUGAGCGGUACCGUGAACCUUGUCCGCUUGGUUGCUCACGCCUAUCGUCAUCCAUGCCUUUUGUUUCUUUCCUCUGUUGCCGCGGUCUCCAACUACUCCCAAGUAGAGAAUGCUGGACAGCAAGUACCUGAGGCGGUCAUAUCUCUCCCGCUGAGUGCAGGUCCAGGAGGGUAUGGGGAGAGCAAAUACAUAGCUGAGAGAACCUUGCAAUACGCAGCAGAUAAGCUACGCCUUACAGUUGGAAUUGCAAGGGUCGGGCAAAUUGCCGGGAGCGUGCAGAACAGCGUUUGGUGGAACAAAAAAGAAUGGUUUCCCAGCCUCGUGAUUAGUUCCCAAUACCUUGGUGCACUACCUAUCACAAUCGGUCUAUCUCGCUCACGAGGGAACAUUCUUGACUGGAUACCUCUGGAUCAAGUCUCACAAAUUCUCAUCGAGCUAGCCUGUUCGUUGGGAAGCGACAGUAACGACGGAUUUUCCGUAUUUAAUGUUGCACACCCUCGUCCCACAGAGUGGAAGGACAUGCUGCCAAGUGUUCAUGCUGCCUUGUCCGCUGGACUCGAGAAACAUAUAGACCUAGUUCCUUUUCCUAGUUGGGCGAAUCGUCUCGAGAAAAGUGCCCUUGUAACAUCGGGAGUGAGCUCGACGCUCUCCGCAGCGGAACUGUUCCUUUGGAACCCAGCAAUUAAACUGCUCCACUUCUACAAAGCGCUCCUGGAACGAGAGCUCUUUGUUAAUCUUGAUUUAUCUCGGGCUUCGGAAACUAGCUCGACUCUGCGUGGCCUUGAGAGCCUGAAAACUGAAUGGAUGCAAUCUUGGGCAGAGGGGUGGUUUCAAGUGAACGAAUAA